Trichomonas vaginalis G3 is the source of this 513-nucleotide messenger RNA. RefSeq lists its product as uncharacterized. The coding region runs from base 1 to 513 and encodes 170 amino acids. The transcript has a single exon. NCBI's taxonomy places the organism in Eukaryota, Parabasalia, Trichomonadida, Trichomonadidae. The record is from RefSeq and is a predicted model, not a curated record.
AUGUCUCAGACAGCUCCUGAACCAAUGAAAUUACCAAAUACUCAAGACUUCCCACCAGUAGACUGGAGACCCGUCAUGCCUGUUGAAGAUGAGAUUGAAGAUCAGAAAAAGGAAAUACUCAAUCAUGAAGUCGAAGAGAAGAACUUUGUUCUCGAACAACGCGAAGAAUCCAUUAACAAUCUCCCAGAAGAAGAACGUCUUAAGGACAGAGAGGAAAAGCUGAAGAAGCUUGAAGAAGAGCUUCGUAGUAAGGAGGAGAAACUCCGCAGGAAUCAAGAUAAGAGAAGCAAGAAUAAUAGGAAAGACAAGAGGUCUCAUUUCAAAUACGAAUCCGAUCAAGUAGUUGAGAUUCCUAUUGAUGAGUUCGCCCAGUUCAAAUCGUGGGAAAACUCUUUCAAGAAGAAACGCGUCAAUGCGAUGAAGUACAAAGCUUUCUGCGAAUGGCGUCAAGCAAAUGGAAAAGUUCCACAAGCUCCACAAAUACAGCAAGAAAAUUCACAGAAUCAACAGUAA